UGUUUCCAUUUCUACAUCUACAUACAUAGCGGAGUGGAAAUACGCGACAAUUCUUUACUGUGUUUCUGAUUGGAUAAUUCGAUUUCGCGCUCGAACCGACCGUUGGAAAAAAAAUUGAUUGUCAUUUUCUUUUUUUGUGUGUGUCUUUUUUUUUUGUUCUAAUCAUCAAAAUCAAAUCAUGUCACAAGAAACUAAUAAUGCCAAAGUUCUUGGUGAAAUUGACCCUAACUCUGAUGAUUGGCAAUUAUUUGCUAAUCAUGAUACUUCUGAACGACGAUCAACAAAUCGACGACGAUCAUCGAUAUUGAAAUUAAGUGAAGCUGAACGUCGAUCGAGUAAUCGUCGUGUUAGUUGGGCACAAACUUUUCAGUACAAAGAAGUCUUAUUGGAUGGAACAUCUGUGCUCACAAGUCAAGAACUAAAUAAAUGUCCAAUCAAUUUAAAUGCUAAUACAGAUCCAAUACCCGUUAUGAGUGAACAAAAAAAUUGUAAUGAUGAAAACGUUCAAAAUUCGAAUGAAAAAAAAUGUGAAUUGAACGAUAUCGUUGUCGAUGAAAACAUUCAGAAGAUUAAGGAUAGAUUUGGACAGAAUCAUCUGCCGCGAAUAUUAUCAAGAUACUACAAUCCAAAAAAUAAUAGUAAAGAUUGUACUACUGUAAUCAAUACAGCAUUGAAUAAAUAUGGUGUUGAAAUUGAUCUGGCAAAUCCAUUCAAUAACCUGUCCAAUUUAUUCAAUCUAUUCAAACGUGAACAUCCUUCACAGGAAGAAAAUUUUACGGCAUUUUUAAAACAUUUCCACUUGAUUGAAGAUAAUGAUCAUGAACUAAGUUCAUUGAAACAAUCGAUAUCAAAUGAAAAUCAAUUAAUUCAUACACCCACCAUUUCUAGUAAUUCUGCUAUGAGCAACAAGUUUUUGAAUUCAACAAAAAUUUCCGAUGCUAAUCAUUCAUUAGAUUCAUUUUCUGUCAUGGCUGAUCAAAGCCCCAUUCGAAAUGAUUCGGAUUCAAUGAACGUUGAUUUGGAAUAUAAUGAUGAUCAACAAUCGAUGACCGAACCUGUGGUAAAAACACUUCUUGAUACAACAUUCAUGCAAUUAGAAUCGAAUAAUUCAUCUCAUCAAAGCGAAAACGAUAAAGUGUCUGAAUCAAAAAAAAUCAAUCCUACCACUAACAACAACGGACAAGAGGCGAAUAUUUUUGUAGCAAAAGCUGACAAUUUUGAUCCACAUGAAAUGAGUUUAGAAAUGUCAUUGGAAUUAUCACCAACAAAAAAAACAACAUUAAAAUCAGUUGAUCAGAUUGCCAUGAAUAUUUCUGCUCAAACAUCAGAAUCAGCUGCUGAUAUAGAAAAAGUGAACGCUGAAAAUUUUCUAAAAAUUAUUCUUGAUGCAAGUCUGUCCAUUAGCGAUGAUUCCAAUUCAAAUAAACAGAAAAUGGAGGAAUUUAAAAUUUUUGUUGAUAAUAGUUGUAUUGCUGAAAAAAUGCCGAAAAAAGAAUCACCAGUAGUUGAAAAGAUUAAUUUUUUCAAAAAAUUGGAUGAUACACCCAACACAGAUUAUUCCAUUAGCCUUGAUGAUGAUGAUGAUAAUGAUGAUGGUGAUGGUGAUGAUGACGAUAAUGCAAAUCUUAAAAACGAUAGCAAUGGCCAACAACGAGAAGAUUUCAUCAUCAAUGUUGAUCAAAAUCAAAUUUCCAAAGAAGAUGAAAAUUUAAUUAAACAUCAAGCUAUCGAAUCAUUUCAUGAUGCUGAUGAUUUUUUAAAAAAUUUUAAAUCAACCAAUACAUCGUUUGAGUUUGAUGAUUCAAUUGACAAUUUAAUGGCCAAGAAAAAAGAAGAUGAAAAGGAUUCAAAUGAUUCGAUGAUUUCAUUAAAUAAAAUAGACGAUAGUAUUUGGAUCAAUGAUAAUGCGAAUAAUGUGAAUAAUGAAGAGAAAAUGAAAAUGGCAUCAACUUUUGUUCGUGAUAAUCAUGGACAAAAUGUAGAAUUUACUAUCCCAAUGAAUACGGAAUCGAUUCCGAUUAAAAUUCCUGAACAAAAACCACUACCAUUCCUUGAAUCAACAAUGAAUCAUAUCAGUAUAUUUUCAUCAUCAUCAUCAUCAUCGGAUAAACCAUUUUCUUUUUCAAAAACUGACAAUAUCGUCUAUGAUAAGACUGAUGAUCCGAAAACAUCAGCAAAUUUCAAUACAACAGAAAUGUCAAUACAACAUGAAGGUGCUUCAACAAUGGGGGUAAACAAAUCCGUUGAACAUGAGCGAAAAAUGGUUGCCAAUGAACAUUUUACGGCCGAUUUGCUGUCCAUGAAUCUAGAACAAUCGACUGUUGAUCGUGAAAAAAAAUUGGCCACUUUUCUCACAUUAUCAAGUAUUGUUUCUGAUUCGAAAAUUAAAGACGAUAAAAAUCUAACAAGUUCUAACAAUUAUAAUGAUAAUAACGAUAACGAUAAUGAUGAUGAACAAUGUAAAAGCGAUGGAUCAACAUUAUUCAAAGAAGCAUCCAAAAGUUUAUUGGAUAAUUUUGAGCUUAACACACCAGAUACAAGUAUAUCACAAUCCUUGAAAAAUUUGUCCGAAAAUGACAUUUCUGAAAUUGAAAUUUCCGCUGAAAAGUCAAAAAUUUCACCAAUAGAACCUGAUGAUGAUGGUGGUGGUGGUGUUCGAGUUGAUGUUAUUGAAAUAACAAAAGAUCUUAUAUCAGAUAAUCAAACACCAUAUGUUUUAACAAAACCAAUCAAUCUUGGUAAAUCAGCAACUGAAAUUCUUGAAUGUCAAAAUCUUGAACAACAACAGAUAAACGAUAAAGAAUCAAAAGAUGACGAUUCUGGUGACGGUAAACAGGAAAUUCAAAUCAAAACCAAAAAAUCAACUGAAGAAAGUGUCCAGUUGGAAAAAAAGGAAAUCGAACCAUUAUUAGAAAAUUUUAAACUUCCAAAUCUUGAUCUAAUGCGUCCAUCCAUGAAAAUGGUUAUGAAAGCAGAUGUGGCAAAUCAGUCAGCAAUAGCCGAACAGCAGUCACCCAUGCCAAAGCAGAUUACAGGAUCAACCGUCGCUGAAAUUAUGACUGGAAUGUCUCAGCUUAAAUCAACAUUACCACCACCAACAUCGAUAUCGAAAAUGUCUGUUGGUGGUGGUGGUGGUGGUGGUGGUGUUCGAAGAUCAAUGUUUGAGCUAUCAAAAAAUUCAUCCAAUUUUUCUCGAAUUCCUCAAUUGCCUACUCCAAUGUCGAAAACAUCUUCAUUUUCAUUUCGUAUACCACUGGCAACGCCUGUCAAUAGGCCGAAUACAACAACAAAAACAUAUUCAUCCGAACAACGUUCCAACAUUAGUCAACAAAUAGAUAAAUCGCCAUCAGUAGAUCAAAAUGAUUCAAUGACAUCAUAUUUUGAAAAUUCCAUUUUAGCCCGAAAAUCAUUGGGUGUAACAUUACGUGAAAAAUUAAUAAAAAGAAUUGAUAAACAACGACAAAAAGAAGCCGAAAUUUCGAAACCUAACGAAACAAAAGAAUCGGAACCAAUUGCUGAAACAGAACAACUGAACCUAGAGCAGCAGCAGAUAAUUGACGAUGAUAACGAACUACAAUCAGGUUUAGAUCAGGUCACUAUUGAAUCCAUACAAGAACAACACGAUUAUUUUGGAUCGGAUGAAAUUGAAACACCGGAACGAGUUUUAUCACCAAUCGAAAUGGAACAAUCGGUUGCUAAAAUGUUGAAUGUAGAUGACUUAUCUGAAGAUCAUAUUGAAACAACGGAAACUGAUGUCAAAGCUAUGGAAAAUAAUGAUGGUGAUGAUUAUGAAGAAGAAGAAGAAGAAGAAACAGAUUAUAAUGUAAACAUGUCAGAAAUGACUGGAAAUUUUUCAAUGAUGCUGCAUGAUGUUUCACUUAUGCUAGCCGACGAUUCAAUGGAGGAAAACAAAUUUGAAUUUUCCACGUAUAAUUCAUUUACUCAAUCGAUCGCAAUGCGUAAACAGAAAAAACGACUAAUUCAGAUUCCAAUGUUUGAUUUCAUCAAUGAUCUUGAUCAUCGUGAAUUAAAUGUACGAAUUCAAUCCGUAACUCCUGAUCAAUUAGUAUUACGAUAUCUGUUCAGUACCUUGGAGCUUCGAAUACAUCUCGGAUCAUCGAAAAGUUGCCGUCAGAUAAACGAUGAUGAUGGUCAUGAAAUUCGUGAAAUUGUAGCCAUGGAUUUGGUUUCAUUGAUUGAUUCGCAAAAACCCUUAAAAACCGACGUGAUUUGUGGACGUGAAGAUCGACCCAUUUAUGAUUGGGAUUUUUCUCCUCUAAAAUUCAAAACAGAUGAACAUCGUCAAUUAUUAUUGCUGUCACAUGAUUAUGUGCACACGCAUUUCGAAGAGAAACGUUCUUUUUUCGAUAAAACAUUCAAAGAUACAAGCAAAUUGAAAGAUUUGAUUCAAGAAUUCAGCAUUCUAGUAACACCGGCUAAAAAAAUGGCCGCCGAACUUCGAAGAUUAUUAUCGGAAAACAUUUCUCAUAUGUUGCCAAAAGAUCAGGAUGGAAAAAUUGGAAUAUCGAUAGAAAUUUUUGGCAUACGAAUUAAUACUUGUGUUUUACUUCAUUUCAUAUUUGAUCAUCUUAAAUAUCCGGAUGAAGUUAUCCAUCCGAUCAUUAUCGUGCCGGAUAAUGAUCGUCAUCUUUAUCCAUUGGAAGAAUUUGCAGUGGCACUAAAAAUGAUCAAACCAUGUGCAUAUAAUUAUAUAAGCAAAUUGACUAGAGGUUCAGAAUGUUUCAUACAGGCUCUUGGCAUUAUAAUAAAACAGGAAAAAUUAGCACGUCGACGAUCGGAACAGAUGCGUGCAUUGGCUUCAUUUGAAAUUCGCCGCAGUGGUUAAUCAAUUGUUUAUUUGUCAUAAUCAUGUCCUUGUAUAUUCCAUAUAUAUGAAGAUUGAAUUUGUUGUUCGAUUAUCUGUGAAUAAAUAAAAACAAGUUUUAAAAAUGCA
Dermatophagoides farinae (American house dust mite) is the source of this 4954-nucleotide messenger RNA. RefSeq lists its product as uncharacterized. The record is from RefSeq and is a predicted model, not a curated record. Lineage: Eukaryota; Metazoa; Arthropoda; Arachnida; Sarcoptiformes; Pyroglyphidae.